AUGUCAGAGAAUGGAGAUCUGCAGCAACAAAUCCUUCAAAAGACUCUCAGGGAGGUAGCGGAUGAGCAGACUGAGGGUGCUGAUCCCUGCGUCAUCUGUCUGGACACUAUCACAGAGCCAUGCGUCGGAGUUCCAUGCCGCCAUGCCAACUUCGAUUAUCUGUGCCUUCUUAAUUGGCUCGAGCAACAGCCCAACUGUCCUCUAUGUAAAGUAAAUCUCACUGUCGUUCAAUAUGACUUGAAACGACCCGGAGGCCCCAAGACAUACAACGUCCCUCCCGUCGAUCCCCCCACAAGAGCGACCCGCGCCUCUCCUCUCCAGCACGAGAUUCGUUUCAGAGGGUACCAAAGGCGACGACAAAGAUCCCGCCCGCGCCAGCCCCAGCCUUCGUCCGGCGAUCCUCUCUCAGUCCGUCGCAAUGUUUAUCGCAACCAGCUAUACUCUCUGCGAGUCGGGUCAAAUCGUCUUUCCCAAUAUACGGAAGUGACACCAGAGCAUUUCAACCGAGACGAGGCCCUGGUCUCGCGCGCUCGGAAAUGGAUCCGCCGUGAGCUGCAGGUGUUUCGCUUCUUGCACCCGGAGUCAGAGGAUGAACCGGAACAAAGGCGGGAUCGUGUGCCGCGCUCGGGGAGCAACGAUUAG
Penicillium canariense is the source of this 642-nucleotide messenger RNA. RefSeq names its product RING finger domain protein. The transcript is spliced from 2 exons. Gene Ontology annotation, biological process: protein polyubiquitination; protein monoubiquitination. The record is from RefSeq and is a predicted model, not a curated record. Gene Ontology annotation, molecular function: ubiquitin protein ligase activity. Bases 1 to 642 code for a protein of 213 amino acids. NCBI's taxonomy places the organism in Eukaryota, Fungi, Ascomycota, Eurotiomycetes, Eurotiales, Aspergillaceae.